UCCAUGCAGCCAACACACAAACGUGUAACCUUCUAUUCACUUCCGCUGGAUACGUAGCUCAGCUGAAGCAACAGCAAUAGUUUUGUCCUGUUGGGCUUGAACAAAUCAUGYCUCAGAAACAUACGUGAUCUUUUCACUAAAAUAACGUGCAAAGGAGAAGUCAAACGUCGGACAGUUUUUAAAAGCCUUUUACUAAUUCCCUUUUGGAAAUACGUUUGGACGUAUUCCAAUUUGCUUGGAGUUCUUCAAGUUUCGAGYUUAAAAUUAAGGUUAUCUAGAUUAAGAAAAUGCCUAACAAGUUCCAAAAGGAGUGUUUGAACGCCCACAAUGCCUAUCGCGCCCAGCACGGUGCGCCUGCACUCAAGUGGUCAGCUAAACUAGCAUCGGAUUGYGAGAAAUGGGCGAGAGAUCUUGCAAAACGAAACGCGUUACAGCACAGUACAGGAGAUUAUGGGGAAAAUCUAGCAAUGGCAUCAGGUUACGACUUGUCGGGCAAUCGCUCUGCUGAAAUGUGGUAUGAAGAAAUCAACAAAUAUAGAUUCAACAACCCAGGAUUCUCAUCCGGUACCGGGCAUUUUACACAACUCGUAUGGGCCGGGUCGCGAGAGUUAGGAGUCGCUAAAGCCGCGAGUUCAUCAGGAGCCCAGUAUGUUGUGGCUCGGUAUCUUCCCGCAGGUAACGUCAUUGGAGCCUUCCCAGCCAAUGUAAAACCAAGGGGAUCAAAGGUCGACAAGGCCGCUAAGGCUGGUGGGAAGGAUGCGGCACGUGUCACGUCAAAGACAUCYGAUAAACCACAAAGCUCCCGUGAGUUCAAGAACGAUAUACUUCAAGCUCACAAUCAAUACCGAGCUCUUCACGGCGCUAAACCYCUGAAAUGGAACUCAAAGCUGGCCUCAGAAGCUCAGAGCUGGGCAGAAAAUUUGGCCAAACGAAACUGCAUUCAACACAGCAGCUCGAGGGAUUAUGGAGAAAGCAUUGCUUACAUGAGUGGUGCAGAGCUUACAGGACAUAAGGCAACAGACAUGUGGUACGAAGAAGCAGACAAAUACCGGCAKGCCAACCCGGGAUUCUCUUCGGGUACCGGGCAUUUUACACAAGUAGUGUGGGCAAGUACAACGGAAAUGGGUGCCGGGAGAGCUACCAGUUCUACUGGAGCACAUUACGUUGUGGUUCAUUAUACUCCCCCGGGUAAUGUAAUGGGYCAGUUUCCUGAGAAUGUUAAACCAAGAGGAUCUGGAAACCCUGGUGGAGGUGGGAAAAGCUGUUGUGUCAUACUCUAAGACUAUGCAAGAAUAUUAAUACGAUAGGUCGAGGUUGAGUUUAAGGGACCGUUUAUUUUUACGUGCAUGGGGGGCUGGUGGGAUUAGGAGGGCCACGCAGUAAAAAUAUAUGGCAUUUAAAGGUGGGCCACCCCAAAAAUAAUUAGGUAAAUAGAAGACUUAUAAAAUAAAUUUUUCCUGUUUUAAAAGGGGGCCACGCAAAAAAAUUUCAGGUCAUAUAUUUUUUUGAACUUACAAUUCACAGAAUCCCACCAGGUCCCCCAAACUUCCGUAAGAAAUUAACGGUCCCUAAUUCUCCCAUGCAGUCUUUACCUCAUUUCAACUAAUCUUUUCUAUUGCUAUGUUUGUACCAUUGUAUCUUGCUAGCUAAGGUCGAGGUCCAUCUUCAUAGAAUCCCUUUUUUUGUCUAAUACAAUUUUCUUUUUAUCCUUCCAUUUUUUAUUGCAAAGUGGGGUGGCUAACAACCCUAUAGUACCCUUCACAGUUCCCUGCGCCAUCUUGAAAGGUAGCCGAGCCUCGAAGCGAGACGAACGGUGAGCUUGCAAUGAUAGAGACCGUGAAGGGGUCUAUUCCCCCCCCCCCUUCCUGGAAUCAACGUUAACUUCAACAGGUUGUCAAAGAUAAAAAUAAAAAUAAAGCCAUAUUAUUCUU
This is a messenger RNA of Actinia tenebrosa (Australian red waratah sea anemone), 1931 nucleotides long. RefSeq lists its product as uncharacterized. The record is from RefSeq and is a predicted model, not a curated record. Gene Ontology annotation, cellular component: extracellular region. NCBI's taxonomy places the organism in Eukaryota, Metazoa, Cnidaria, Anthozoa, Actiniaria, Actiniidae.